AUGGAGAAGGAUGCUAGAGGAGAAAUGAGACAUGCUACAAUCUUAAUUAAGGAGGAUAACAACAAAAACCCAUAUAUUAGUAUUAUAGAAAUUGGUGAGGUUAUGGAUUUAUGGGUGACCAUAAAGGUAGAGGAAUCCUUUGUAGAUAAAUUAGAAAGGACAUCAAGUGAGUCUAAUAAUCUAAGAGUCAUUGAAGAACCACUCGAUUUAGGGUUACGACCAAGGUCUUUUGAGGAGGAUGGGAUUUGUUAUGAUUCUUUAGCUAUAGAUGAGGAUAUUCAUAUUGCGGAUGCAUGUGCUCCUCUCCCAUAA
Molecule: messenger RNA, 312 nt
Organism: Dovyalis caffra
Lineage: Eukaryota; Viridiplantae; Streptophyta; Magnoliopsida; Malpighiales; Salicaceae
Source: the annotation of a GenBank genome assembly